Messenger RNA from Trichomycterus rosablanca, 2012 nucleotides. RefSeq names its product POU domain, class 2, transcription factor 1-like. Gene Ontology annotation, molecular function: DNA-binding transcription factor activity, RNA polymerase II-specific; RNA polymerase II cis-regulatory region sequence-specific DNA binding. The record is from RefSeq and is a predicted model, not a curated record. NCBI's taxonomy places the organism in Eukaryota, Metazoa, Chordata, Actinopteri, Siluriformes, Trichomycteridae. The transcript has 14 exons. The coding region runs from base 47 to 1990 and encodes 647 amino acids. Gene Ontology annotation, cellular component: nucleus. Gene Ontology annotation, biological process: regulation of transcription by RNA polymerase II.
UCUCUUUCAGCCGGGGAUGGGUUGUGACUUGAACUAAAUAUUCAAAAUGGCGGACAGAGGAUCAGCGAGUCAAGAAGAGCGACCGAGAGCAGAUUCUACAAGCUCUCAAACAGAACGUAAACCUGCCAUGGAGAACGGAAUGCACGUCCAAAUUGCUGAAAUGAACAGGACGGACUUGCAGCAGAAGCUAAACGGACAAGCAAGUGCAAUCAGCAACAUGCAGGCUCAAGCCUUGCUUCAGCAGUUGAAUCUGAGUCCAGUGCAGCAGCAGCAGUUCUUCUUGCAGCAGGCUCAACAGCUCCUGGCCGCCGCCGUGCAUCAGCAGUCAGUGGGUCAGCAGAGCAGCACCACCGGCGCCAACAUCUCUGCUUCUGCUGCUACACCCAUUACCCAGAUACCCAUCUCACAGCCCAUCCAGAUCGCAUCACAGUUGCAGCCCGCUGGCCUUAACCUGCAGCAGUUUGUGUUGGUGCAGCCUGGACAGCUUCAGUCUGCGCAGUUCAUCCUCUCCCCUUCACCUCAAGGCCAGACUGGCCUUCUUCAAGCCCAGAAUCUUUUGACACAACUACCUCAAAGUCAAGCCCAUGUCCUGCAGUCUCUGCCAAGCAUUGCUCUCACUACACAGGCGGCAAUACCUACACGGAAGAUAGCUGCCAUGCCAGCUCCGGCCCCGGUCACACCCAAGCGGUCGGAUUUUCCUCCGUCUGAGGAAGCUCAUGAACUGGAGGAGCUGGAGCAGUUUGCCAAGACCUUUAAACAGAGGAGAAUUAAACUGGGCUUUACUCAGGGAGACGUGGGCUUGGCCAUGGGAAAGCUUCACGGCAACGACUUCAGCCAGACCACCAUCUCUCGCUUUGAGGCCUUGAACCUGAGCUUCAAAAACAUGUGCAAGCUCAAACCCUUGCUGGAGAAGUGGCUUAAUGAUGCUGAGAACAUGACCUCGGACUCCACAGGUUCCAGUCCCGGUGACCUGUCCCCUGGCCUGUGCGAAGGCCUGAACCGCCGCCGCAAGAAAAGAACCAGCAUCGACACCAACAUUCGCAUCGCGCUGGAAAAGAGCUUCCUGGAGCAAAGCCAUAAGCCGACCUCCGAAGAGAUCACGCUCAUCGCUGAUCAGCUCAACAUGGAGAAAGAGGUGGUGAGGGUUUGGUUCUGUAACCGACGGCAGAAAGAAAAGAGGAUCAACCCUCCCAGCAGCGUCUCCAGCACGCCCAUCAAAACCAUCUUUUCCAACUCGACUCCAGGGGUGUCCAGCGCAUCCAACACUCUGACGGUCAACUCGGCGCUCGCUCUAAAUGCUGCCUCCGUUCCCAGCCUCGCACUCACUGGUGCAACUCUAGGACCAGUCACAUCGAACACCGCCACCGUCAUCUCUCUGGCGCCUGCUGUUGCCACUCCAGCCACGGCCGUGAUGUCGCCGUCUCUUUUAUCGGCUGCCACCACUGUGACCAGCUCGAAGCAGGAUCUGGUCUCCUCAAGCGAAAGCGGUCACGCUGUAGCGACAUCGACCGCACAUGGAACGGGGCAGCUCGUGGUGACUCCGACCGGACUGGGAGGAGCCAACCUGGCAGCCAUGGCAGCAGUGGCAGGACUGAACCCAGGGAUCAUUUCGCCUUCACAGCUAACUCAGGGGGGCGCGCUGCUCAGUUUGGCCCCGGCGGCUCUCGGUAACGCUCUGACUCCCACAGCGCUGAUGAGCAACACCGCACUGGCUACGUUUCAGGCUCUGACCUCGGGAGGGGCGUUACCCAUAACCUCCAUCGACGGAAGCAACAUGCUGUUCGCCAACACUGGCGCCGGAGGUUCGGUGUCCAGCCUGAUGACCACUCCUCUUAUUUUCAACACCUCAGGUCUGUCACUGUUCCCCACCAGCAUGCUUGCGGCCGGAGGAGCCGGGGGCGGAGCUCUCAACCUACAGGUGACCGGCGACGCGGCGCUGAGCGCCAUGGCUUCGAUCAAAAGCAUUACGGUGGCCUCCAAGGCUCAAUAAAAGCUCGGCUUCUUCUCUCGUU